Molecule: messenger RNA, 5788 nt
Organism: Hemiscyllium ocellatum (epaulette shark)
Lineage: Eukaryota; Metazoa; Chordata; Chondrichthyes; Orectolobiformes; Hemiscylliidae
Gene: traf7
Product: TNF receptor-associated factor 7
Exons: 21
Coding region: 126-2138 (670 amino acids)
Biological process (GO): ribosomal large subunit assembly; Notch signaling pathway
Cellular component (GO): nucleolus
Molecular function (GO): zinc ion binding; protein binding
Source: RefSeq, a predicted model, not a curated record
CCACGGGGUCUCGGUCAGUUCCUUGAAAUUCCGGGCAGUUGGUAGACGAUGGUGUUUGAACAUGUCAAGCGUAGCGAUUUGCGGGGAAUGGACUUAAAGUAGAAGACUGGGUGUUGCUCUAGAUUAUGACCUCAACCAAGAACAAUCGCUACAACCGUUUCUCUGGAGGUGCCGCGAACAUACCUGUGAUAGACAAUACCAGCAUUACAAGGAUGGAAACUACUUUUGGUCCAGCGUAUUCUACUGUUACAACCAUCACUAAAGCUGAUGGGACAAAUACCUUCAAGCAGCAUCGACGGACCCCUUCAUCGUCCAGCACCUUGACCUAUUCACCAAGGGAUGAGGAUGAUGUAAUGCCUCCUAUCAGUACUCCACGUCGGUCAGACUCAGCGAUAUCUGUUAGGUCACUACACUCAGAAUCCAGUAUGUCCCUACGAUCUACAUUUUCUCUGCAUGAAGAGGAAGAUGAGCAGGGACCAUUGGUUUUUGCAGAACAGCCUUCGGUGAAGUUAUGCUGCCAACUUUGUUGCAGUGUGUUCAAGGAUCCUGUCAUCACAACAUGUGGACACACAUUUUGUAGAAGGUGCGCCUUAACAUCUGAAAAGUGCCCUGUUGACAAUGCAAAGCUGACAGUUGUAGUUAAUAACAUAGCUGUGGCUGAGCAGAUUGGAGAGUUGUUUGUCCAUUGUAAAUAUGGCUGCCGGCCAGGUUCAAAUGGAAAACCAGGGGCCUUUGAAGUUGACCCAUGUGGAUGUCCCUUCACUGUUAAAUUGAGUGGUAGAAAAGACCAUGAGGGCAGCUGUGACUACCGACCAUUUCGUUGUCCUAACAAUCCAAAUUGUCCCCCACUCUUAAAAAUGAACCUUGAUGCUCAUCUUAAAGAAUGUGAACACAUCAAAUGUCCUCACUCCAAGUACGGAUGCACGUUUGUUGGAAAUCAGGACACCUAUGAAGCCCACCUGGAGGUGUGCAAGUUUGAGGGUCUGAAGGAGUUCCUGCAGCAAACUGAUGACCGCUUUCAUGAGAUGCAAGUAGGCCUGGCUCAAAAAGACCAAGAGAUUGCCUUCCUUCGAUCAAUGCUUGGGAAACUCUCUGAGAAACUUGACCAGUUGGAGAAAUCAUUGGAGCUAAAGUUUGAUGUUUUGGAUGAGAACCAAAGUAAACUUGGUGAGGAUCUAAUGGAGUUCCGAAGAGACGCAUCAAUGCUAAGUGAUGAACUUUCACACAUCAAUGCCAGGUUAAACAUGGGAAUCCUGGGCUCUUAUGACCCUCAGCAAAUAUUUAAGUGUAAGGGUACCUUUGUGGGCCACCAGGGUCCAGUUUGGUGUUUAUGUGUCCACUCUACUGGCGAUCUGCUCUUCAGUGGCUCUUCAGAUAAAACUAUCAAGGUAUGGGAUACAUGUACUACAUACAAAUGUCAGAAGACUCUGGAAGGACACGAUGGUAUAGUUUUGGCUCUGUGCAUUCAAGGGAACAAGUUGUACAGUGGCUCUGCAGAUUGUACAAUAAUUGUUUGGGAUAUUCCAGCUUUGCAAAAAGUCAAUACCAUCAGAGCACAUGACAAUCCAGUUUGCACUUUGGUAUCAUCUCACAAUAUGCUCUUCAGUGGCUCGCUCAAAGCUAUUAAGGUUUGGGAUAUUGUGGGAACAGAUCUAAAUCUGAAGAAAGAACUCACCGGUUUGAAUCAUUGGGUGCGUGCGCUGGUGGCCUCUCAAAACCAUCUUUACAGUGGAUCCUACCAGACUAUCAAGAUCUGGGACAUAAGGACUCUAGAGUGUGUGCAUGUACUGCAGACUUCUGGUGGUAGUGUAUACUCCAUCGCAGUUACUAACCACCACAUUGUAUGUGGAACCUAUGAAUAUCUUAUCCAUGUAUGGGAUAUAGAAUCAAAAGAACAGGUUCGAACGCUGACUGGCCAUGUCGGCACAGUGUAUGCAUUGGCUGUAAUUUCAACACCAGACCAGACCAAAGUCUUCAGUGCAUCUUAUGACCGAUCACUUAGGGUUUGGAGUAUGGACAACAUGAUCUGUACACAGACAUUGCUCCGUCACCAAGGCAGUGUUACUGCUCUUGCUGUGUCCAGAGGGCGACUCUUCUCCGGUGCUGUGGACAGUACAGUUAAAGUCUGGACCUGUUAGGACACAAGGUUGUAUUAAAUGUUUGGAACGUUGUCCUGUGGCUCACCUUUGUAGAUUUAUUUUGGAAUGGAAGUGAUGCCACUGCAACUUGGUGCCACAGUGCAAUCUGUUCUAAGAUUGCUAUCUGAUUUCAAGACCGACCAAUAUGGCAUGCUUUCUACAAUAGUGAAAACCAUUGCAAUACAAUGGGGAAAAUCACGCUCUGAUAUUGUCAGUUUAUGAAGUUAACAGUGUUCUUAAUUAAUUGAUUGGUGACAGUAGGAGAGCAGAAGGCUUAAAUACACACUGUGGAAUAGCUUUGGAAAACUUUUUAUGGGUCGAAGAUUUUGCAUGUGUGUGUGUUUGUGAAAAUUGCUGGGAAAUUUCUGUAGUUCAUUUCAGAGCUUCAGCUACAAAUUGUCCACUGCAGCAUUGGAGGUGACGUACCUUCCAGUAGACUGGCAGUCUCUGCCUAUCAUUUUAGAGAUGCUGAUUUAGAUAGUGACAAGCGCACACACAUGCACACGCACAAUUUUGUGGGCCGCAGCGAAGUAAGUGAUUCAACUGAUGCAUUUGCUAACCUUAAUUUGACCUGUGUUUACUUCUACAAGAAUAAAUUGUAAUAUAAUAAGGUAGGCAGAUUAUUGAAGCUGUGAUCUUCUUACCUUCUGAAUGCUGCCUUAAAAGAAUUGUAAUGAAACAGCUGUAAUGAGGUACGAUUUUUCCAUCACUAUUUCCUCUCAAAGGCAAAUUCCAUAUUCCAAAGUUCUACUUUUGCCAAUGUACUUGUGGCUGAGGCAUAAGAACAAUUUCACAUUGAAAGUAAAAUAUACUGCUGCUAAAUUUUGACUUGUUUUAUAGCGAUUUAUAAAACAAAAUCGCUGUGUAAUUGCUGUAAUAAUGAAUUAAUAAGGCUUUAAACCUAGACUGUUCCAGAACAAGCUUACUGCAAUCAGUGUUGUACAUUUAUUGAUCUUCAACAUGCAGUAUAUGAAUUUUAAUACUUUAAGAAUGAUUAAGUCGACCUGACUAGAAGUACGGGACCUUCUGAAGAAAAUGUAAACUCUUGUUGCGUUGUUUUGAAAAUUGUAACUGUAUAAAGUCUUCCUGCUCCCAUUUGACUUCCUAAAACACCUUCAUAGGGCUUCUCUGAAAAUUCACCAAGUUAAUGGACGUCAUGAUGUGGUACUGAGCUCCAUUAUCUGAGACUUUCUCUACGUCCGUCCCUGCUAGUUAGCUUCUGGCUAGCUGGGCGAGCAGUCACUGUACUAGCUGACUUCUAGCUGAGCAAGGCAGAGCUCAAAAUUAUCCAGGCUUCCCACUCUUGACUGUCAUGCAAUGAUCAUUUUUAAAAGUCAUAUGGAUUUCAGGUCAUAGAAUCCCAACCGUGUGAAAGCCAGCCAUUCAGCCCACUGUGUCCGCACUACCUGCUGAAAAGUAUCCCACCCAUACCAACACCGUCCCUGUAACCCUGGUUAAUCCAAUUAGCCUGCACAUCCUUGGACACUAUGAGCAAUUUAACAUAGCCAAUCCACUUAGAUUGCACAUCUUGGACUGAGGAAGGAAACUGGAGCACCCGGAGGAAACUCACGCAGACACGGGGACAAUGUGCAAACAUGCAGUCGACUGAGAGUGGAAAUGAACUGGGUCACUGGUGCUGUUCCCCCACCCAUACAUAGCCAGUUGUCAACUUUUGAAUUGCCUACUUGAGAGGACACCGAGAAGAGUUAGUUGCAGGGUGUGGAAGUGUCCCUCCCAUAGUCACAUGCUACUAAGGUUAGCAAGAUUGGGUGAGGAGAUAUUAUGCAGUGACCAUAAGGUAGUGACUUCCAGUACUGGGAAGUACUCUGGAAGUAGCAUUCAAUGUGAAUGAUGUAUUGAUGUACAAAGUUGCUUCUUGUUACAACUCAAGAGAAUGUUUUGUUUACCUGUUUGAGUGCAUAUUAAUCCACAUUUAACAAGCAUCUCAUUCAUGUGGACCUAAUGCAGCAAAGCAACACCCAUAUAAAUCUUCAUCUUUCAUAAGUGGUCCCAGUCCUAAAACUUAUUAAACAAAUCUACUUGUUUAGCUAUUCUGUAGUAUAGUGUAAGUCUAAUCAAUUGACUUUUGGAAAGAUAGAUUUCAACUAGAAUAAGGUUGAUGUGUAUAGAUUUGCCUGAGUAAACGUCCAUGAGCUAAGAAGAUAGUAUGAAUUUGAAUAGAUCAUGUAUUUCAAUGAGUUACUUAUAAAAGUAUAAGUAUCAUGUGCUUUCAGAUUCUGAAUGGAAAUCAAUAUUCAAUAACAAAAUGUGACAGGAUGUUGAAUGUGUUAACUAUGUAUAUGAGAAUUACAGGUAUACAUUUGCAGUUUACAAUGCAAACAUAUAUUUCAUCAGUGAAAUAUAGUAUUUACAGUGAGAAUAUUUGGUUUAAAAUUAGCCUGUUUUAAAAAUUUGUUUUUACUAAUGUAACAAGUGCCUAAUUUUUAGAAUCUGUUUGUACGUGAAUUUAGCCCUUAAUGCAUCACUCUUGGCUUUGGUUGUGCUGAUUUUUCUUUUGUUUUUGUAUAUUCAUUUGAGAUAUUGGUAUUGCUGUUAAGGCUACUCUUCAUUGUCCAUCCUUAAUUUCCCUUGAGAGAGUAAUGAGCCUUGAACUGCUGUAAUCCAUAUGGUGAAGGUACCCACAAUGCAGUACAGCAUUGAACUUUGAACUAGUAGAAGGUAAAGAAUUAAAGCAUUUCUGCACAUCCUUUUUACACAUUUCCAAAAAGUGCCCUAGGUGAAGAAAAAGAGCUAGGCUCCAACAGCUGAAGGUGAGAGAUAACUGACAGCUGCAACCAAGUACAUUUGUAAGGCACAGUGCCAUGAACUAGUUCAAAUAUUCGUCUCAUCUCCUUCCUGUUGAUAGAAAAGGCAUAAUCACCAUGGUUUAUCAAUCAGAGGAUCUGCAUUGCAUGCAUAUGAACAUAUGUGCUUAGCAUGGAUGUAUUUUGUAUUGAAAUAGAGAAUGUCCUUUUAAAUGCCUAAUUUUCUAAAACGUAAGUGUCUUGGAGAAUGAACAGUUGGAAAUAAAACAGAAGAGGAGAAUGCUAACUUUUUGCAUGGUUUGUAUUGUCUUGGUUUCAAAGAAACACUGUUCAGAAAUGCUUCAUUUGUUUUCUUCAGGAGUUCAGUAAUUGAAAGCCAGACCAUUAUCUCAGAAAUGCGGUUUGAACUCUUGGUUUGAGGAUACCUUUUAGAGAGAUUGUUCAAAGGUAAAGUAUUUUGUUGCAGUCUUGCUGAGUGCAUACCUGAUUGAGAUAUAGAUUAUAACUUGUCACCCCAAUUCACUCAUUUAUAGCAACAGCCUUAUGAUAGCAGAGCCCUAGUUUAAGCAGAACACAGUGUGGCUAAUCAGUAAUGCAUUUAUUGAGAUUUCAUUAUGAGUAAUAAGGCCUAAAGUAAAAGUGUAAUCGUGAAGCAUAGCAACUCUGAACCACUGCAAUUGGAGAGCAUACAUCCAUCCAUUUAGCUGCUGCUUUAAACAUCUGGUACCCACUAACUUAAAGAAGCAACCAAAGUUCCCUUCAGUUAUUUUGCACCUGUAUUGUAUUGUAAAAGUUAUGACACUCGAUUAAUGGAACCGAUGUAUCACGUGACUGUAAAUUUUUAUCAUUUUGUUAAUAUUUACAACAAUAAAUCUUCCUCCUGAA